Molecule: messenger RNA, 8858 nt
Organism: Porites lobata
Lineage: Eukaryota; Metazoa; Cnidaria; Anthozoa; Scleractinia; Poritidae
Source: the annotation of a GenBank genome assembly
AUGACCAACUGCAUUCUUUCCAUCUUUGGAAUCUUUGGAAACACGCUGACCAUUAUGGUGUUUGUCCGUGACAAAAAGCUGUUGAAAAAGUCCCACAAUGUUUUCAUUCUUUGCCUUGCCAUAGCAGAUGUGCUGACCUCCAUCCUCGUGCUCACAAGCCGGGGCUUUGGCCUUGGUGACCUCUAUCCUCGUCCAACUAACAUAGUUCUAGGUGAGAUCUUCUGCCGUUUUUUCUGGAGCCGUGUUUUUAUCUUUCAGCUCGUGUUUUUCUCCGUUUACAUCACAUUGCUGUUAGCAAUAGAGCGGUGGGUUGCUGUUGUAAAGCCUUCUAAAUAUCAAAUGGCCUUCAAGGGAAAGAGACUUACUGGAUACAUCGUGUUCUGUUGGAUCUGGUCAUUUAUUCUCAAUUGGACGGGGAUAGCUGAUGCCAACUUUGAACCAAAUAAUUCACCCUCCAAAGACGUCUGCGUAUUCAGAUUCGUUUUGUCAGGCUCUUUCUCCCGCAAAUUCCAACUUGUAUUCAAUAUCUUCUUCAAGAUGUUCCUUCCUUGCCUUUCCAUGAUUGGAUUGUACGUCCACAUGAUCGUGACGACGAAUAACUCCCCAGUUGCGUCUGCGGAGAGCAAGGCCAAACUACGAGGAAAGAUGACAAAAAUGGUCGGUAUUAUGGCCUGUAAUUUACUCAUAACUUUCUCCCCAAAUCAAUUUUUUUAUACCCUUGCAGUUGUGGGAAAAGCACAACUAGAUACUCCACUCCACCAUUUCACAGCUUUUCUCCUCUUCACUACCAUCUGCGUUAAUCCACUUAUUUAUGGAAUAAGCAACGCCAAUUAUCGCCAGCGCUACAAGAAGCUUUUGUUUCGCGCAUGUUUCAAACGGUUCUCGGAGGACGCCAAUAUCCCUCUGAGGUUUGUGAGAGUUGGACCUGCAAGAUCAGAACCACCUGCCACGAAUGUAGAGAAUAUUACUGACAGUCAAACUUAAUUGCUGCAUGGUUAUUUAAAAGAAUGUGUAUAUUCCCAACCAGUGAAUGGUUCAUCCUCGGAGACCCAGGGGCAGUCAGUCGGGCCGGGAGAAAAGGGGCGACGAAAGUUCUCAAGCACGGGCGGAAGAGCCCCUGAGUACCGACUCUCACAGGACCAUUUCCAAACGGUCAAGCGAAUGCUGGCUCCUGAUUGGGCACAAAAAAUGCUUUGUAUUAUUGUGCCCAAUCGGCAAACACCAUCUCCUGAGUUCUUUAUGCGAGUUCGCACAUGACGGCAAUUGACUCGAUCACAGCUUGUCUGGCUCAUGCACCGAAGAAAUGCACGCAGUCAGGAAACUUUCAGUUUGAUAUAAACUAUCCAUUUCAAAAUACUGUCUAUCCGAAAACUAAAGACGCUUUUCCGAAAAUACAAGCUUGAGCUUACAACAGGUAUUCACGCUUGCAUCGAUCACGUCUUGGUAAAUAUUAGGAAGUUCAAGAUACCACGACUACUGACAGCCACGAAAACGUCGCAUGAAAAGUGAAUUCACAUUUUUUAAGUCUCUAUCGUGAUUAUUCCAACUCGCUUACUUUGUUAAAUAAAAGCGAACUCUUCUGGAGCUGAAUUUCUAAAGAGAAAGAAAAUAGGUGGUUUUCACGUUACGUCAUCGCCGCCAUGCUGGUGGAUGGUAAACAAAAGAUCGCUCGUUAGCCCGCUUUGUUUGUCCACCAGCAUUUGUUCAUUUCACCAUUGUUAUUUGUGUCUCCCGAGAUUGCAUGAAAACCAUCUAUUUUGUCACUCAUUGCUUGUUUACGUCCUUCACAAAACGUAAAACUAGGCUUUUUCACGUGGUAGUCCUCCAGUGACGGCAAAGAAAUGUACAACAAAGCGUGAUGCACGUGCAAAGUUGUCGUUUUGCCUUGUCAGUCAAGCUAUUGCUUUUUUUGACUUCUUGUCCGGCGCCGUCGCAUCUUAAACUUCCUAUUAUUUUAAUACGAUACAUUGUGAUCCGUCAGAAAAAUAAUUUUCUCAGUGCAAAUUAAAUUGCUCCUGCUGAUAGCAUCCGAAACGUUUUUCGGCUCAUCGGUAGUUCCUUUGUCUGGUUAGGAAAGCUUGGUGAACGAACCGGGCAACUGUGGCGAGAUAAUAGCGGUAGUGUACGAACUCACGAAAAUAACUCAGGAGAAACUGUUCGCCGAUUGGACGCAAUAAUACAAAGCAUUUUUUGUGCCCAAUCAGGAGCCAGCAUUCCCUUGACCGUUUGGAAAUGGUCCUGUGAGAGUCGGUACCCAGGGGCUCUUCCGCCCGUGCUUGAAAACUUUCGUCACGCCCAUUCUCCAGGCCCAGCUGACUGCCCUUGAGUCUCCGAGGAUGGUGAAUGGUUAAGUAAAGCCAAAGUAGAAUAUAUAUUGGAAUAUAUUGGAAUAUAUUGAAAUAUAUUGAAGACUCAAACGUCAAGAUCACGUGUAAAUAGCAUUUAAGGCAGUCAUUUAAACAUUGUCAGAAUUCCUGUAAAUAACAAGUAAAUCAAAGAAGAGAGAGACUUUGUUGACCAUGUAAAUACUAAGGAAAUCGAAAUCGGGCAACUAAUUUUACCUUGUAAUACAAUUUUAAAUUGAAUAGGGGAGAUUGGUUUGACCCUGGAGGAGAAUGAGAAAAUCUAUUUGCCCCUGUAUAAACCCUUUAAAUUGAAAUAGGGGACUAAUUUGACUCUGACCAUAAAUUCCCUGUAAAUUGAACAAAGGACACCGUGAAACCAUGUAAAUAUCACCGCCGUGUACAUCGAUAAUGUAAAUGGAUAAACAAAGCUAACUGAUUUAUGUAAACAGUAUGUCGUCACUUGUUGCUUGUGAAAGUUGUGACGUAGUAUAUAGAGUAUUCUCAUGAUUAUAAUUACGGACUUCAAAAUCACUUGCUUUAUAGAAUAAAUACUACUACUGUAGAGAAUCAAUAUUGACAUUGUAAUCUUCAUCCACCUUCUAGUCUACAGAUAAUAAACUGUAAUGUAAGGAAUAUGCAAACAAGUCUAUGAACUUGUUAUUUUCUUUUCCUUGAGGAUACAAACUGUUGUCAAAAGACAUCUGGCAUCCACAAGGGGGACGCAAGAGUCAUGAUGAACAUCAAUUGUCUCACUAGAAGGUUCAUAUAAUAGGAUAUAACAUUAUGCCUUAUUGUCUUCUACCAUUUAUCCGUGGAAAGAAAUUUAUCCGUUAGAUAGCACUACCCGACGCUUGAACAACCGGGGUGAAAUGGGUAUGGGUUGUGGCGGACACCAUUGUUACCUCUAAAAUCUUGUCACUCUGCCCAGAAAGACUAAGCGAUGUCUCCAUUGUACUUCUCAUAAUUGUCCUACGUCAGUUCCUUUGAUAAACCCCUUAAUCCGGGUGUAGAAAGUGGGUCCAGUCCUUUUCCUCCGAUCGCAUGUGUGACUACAUCGAUGACGGGUGGUUUGGGAUUGCAAAAACAACAACAAGUAGGUUGAGUAUGAUCGUCAGGGUGAACGAAGUCCUGAAUAGGACUGUGGUUAUUGACAGUGACUGACGUUUCGACAACCUGUGCGGUAGUUAUCUUCAGAGUCAAAGUGAGUUGUAUCACGUCAGCUGAUGGUAUUAAACUCUGGUUAUUGACCAGAUUGGUCAACUAAGUCGCGAUGUUAUUGUUCGUCUGUCAGUAAUAAUAAUAAUCAUAAUGAUAAUGAUGAUGAUAAUAAUAAUAAUAACAAUAAUGAUUUCAUCAUUUUACCACAACAUAUCCUCUCUCAACCAAGCACGCACAUCAAGAAUGCAGUUCUCCAGUGCAGUCAUGGUUUUUUGAGUUCGCUCAAGCUAUCAGAUGGUCUGAAUGACAUAUAAAACUGGGUGUCGUCGGCAUAAGCAUGCGCAGAAAGGAACGUAGGAUCUCAAACAGCUUGCUAGCUUGCUUAAAUAACAACGGGCCUAAGCAUGAACUCUGUGGGACAACGCAUUUUAAAACAAAUGAAACCGGGAAAGCGCAUUAUCACGUAAGCCCAACAUCGACUACAACCUUCGCAGCGGGAUGCCUUGAUCGACGUUAUCGAAGGCGGCGCUCAGAUCCAAUGAUAUAAGAAGUGUCAGGUGACCCUUAUUCAUGUUCAUGAGUAAAUCGUUCUUCACCUUAAUUAAAACAGUUUCAGUGCCAUGAUUUUGUCAGUAAGCACUUAUUAUCCACCAUCUGACAUUGGAUCUGGGUAGCCACUGCCGUUUCCGUAAGUUUAGAUAUUAACUGUAGAUUACGCACCGGACGAAAGUUCUUAUUAAUGAUUUGGAGACCGUGUUUCUUGAGUAGAGGGUGUGCUAAAGCACACUUACGAUGUUGUACGUUUAAACACUUAUGAGUACGUCUUGGUACAUUAGUUAACAGUAAUUGUCGGGGUGAAGCAUACUGUAAUAACUAACUGUCAUAAAUUAACAAAAGAUUGAGAAGAAAUUAAAAAUUUUGUACAGUUAAACACUUGUGGGUACGUCUUGAGUUUAUUACAUACACUGUACGUUAGUUACAAGUAAUUGUCGAGGUGUGAAGGACACUGUGAUGACUUAAAGCGAUAAAUUGACAAAAGAUUGAAAAAAAAUUACAAAUUGAAAAAUUGACAUUGAAAUUGAAAUUAAAGAUUGAAAAGAAAUUAAAAAUUUUGUGGGUACGUCUUGAGUUUGUUACAUACACUGUACGAUAAUUAACAGUAAUUGUAGGGGUGUGAAGGAUGCUGUGAUGACUAAAUGUCAUAAAUUAACAAAAGAUUGAAAAGACACUUAACAUUUUGUACGUUUAAACACUUGUGGGUACGUCUUACGUUUAUUACCUACAAUGUACAUUAGUUGAUAUCAAUUCCGGCGGUUGAAAGGAUACUGCAAUCACCAAAUGGCACAAUACAAAAGAUUGAAAAGACACUAAAUAUUUUGCACGUUUAAACACUUGUAAGUACGUCCUGAGUUUAUUAGGUACAUUGUACAUUAGUUGAUAUCAAUCGCAGGGGUUAUGAAAGAUACUGCAAUCACUAAAUGACACAGUACAAGAAAUUGAAGACACUAACAGUAAUGUAAAUUAAAACACUUGAACAUGUCUGAAGGUUAUUAAGUACAGAACAUUGCUUAACAUUAAUUGCCAGGGUGGGAAGGUUGGUCCAGUCACAAAAUAACACAAAAUAAAAGAAAGAAAAGACACUAACAAUUAUGAAAACAAUAAAAACAAAGCAAAAAAGUUUUCUUUACGCUUAAAAAAAAGGGCAGGUGGAGGGUAGGAGACUUUUAUUACAUAAGGUCUUGGAAGUGAGGAAGUCAUUCGUGCGCUUUGAUGUUAAGGUAAGAAUUCAACUGAUGACUGUUUUUUUCACUGUUUCGUUUGUUUUAGGUUGUUUUUUCCUUUAUCUUUUAUCACUUUUUUCUGAAUCUAUCGGCGAACUUUUUUUUUUUCUUUACCUUUUAACGCUUUUUUCUGAAUCGCCCUGCCACAAAUUAAAUGAGAUCGAUUAGAAGAGCUUGGCUUCAAAUUUAAAGGGAGGUUCUUUCAACAGUAAAGAUAGGAAAUAUCAGGGUUUUUUUUUCAAAAUAAGUUAAAAAAAAAAAACUAUUUUCCUUAUGGCUUGGGUGAAACUGGAAGUAGCGCAGGGCAUUGUGUCGCUCCAACCUAAUUCUGAUGCACGUUAUUUUCAAAAAGUUCAUUGAUUUUACAGGGAUUUUAUGUUAUCGCUUGUCCAGUUCAAACUCAUAUGAGAGAGGCUCAUCAUAUGUGGCUCAUCGUAUUUUUGACCAAAAAGCGAAAUAACCCUCGUGAUUCUGCUCAUAUAGCUGAACUAUAGGGGCAGGUCUAAAGAUUUUUUGCGUCUGAAGAUACUUCAGAUAAAGAACAAUAGGUAUCAAUUCUUUUAAAAUGUCUUUCUAACGACGAACUAUUUAAGAAAAAACUUUGAAAGGAUUUUAAAGUGGUUGACAAUAAGGAAAAAAAAGAGAAAUUACUGUUCACGAAAGAAGUUUUCACCGGGAAAAGUUUCUAAUAAUAUUAAUAAAAUUUUUAGUAAUUAUAAUAAUAUUAAUGAUAUGAUAUUAUUUUUAUCUGAACACUUUUUCAUAACUUCAAAAAUUUCGUGUCCUAGUUCAACUUUGAAAGGGAAAGUGUACACUCUAACACGAAAAAUUAUAUUUUUUUCUAUUUUCUUACAAAGAAACUCAUUAUCACAGAAACGUUUAAUAUUUGGCCUACUUUUUUUGCAUCCGGAACCGGUGCCCGCCUUUGUAUGUAACACAAAACAAGUGGCUACAUCUUGAGUUAUCACGUACUGCAUAUCACUUAAAAUUAAUUUUAUGUACAGGAAGGGCCACUCACCAAAUGACAAAGUAUACAAACUGAGAGGACACUAAACUACAAGGGGGGAAACAUCAGCAAAGUGAUCCUUAUGAAGAAAACAAAAAAAGAAAAGAUAAAAAAUGCCAAAGGAAAAGAAAAAUAAAUAAAGACUUUUGGUGUUUUAUCAACUAUUGCUUAUUAAGUACGGAUCAAUACUACCUUUAACUUAUGAUUGGCAUAACAAAAGCAGUUACUAGUAAAAUGAUAUAAAAAGUAAGGGAUCAUCAUAGGUUUCGGGGAAACUGCCGGCCUACCCCUCCCUUAAGAUAACAUUUUCCCCUAAUUUAAAUAUACAAUGAUCCAAAGUAAGCAGGUGGAUCCUGAUCGACCAAGUGAGUGUAAUCCUGAAUAUGACUGUUGUUGACAAGUACAGUGAGUGAUGAGACUGACGUUAGUUGAAAGAGAUCCAGACCCAAUCUGAUAUUCGCUUCCUGCUCUCUAACACAAGUACAAUUACUUCGAUUCAAUGUCUGUUGACUGGUUAAAGAUUGGCAAAUGAGUCCACUUUUUAAAAUUUGCUUAGUUGCGCCAUUUUUAAGCAGAGGUGCAGUAAUACAUAACCAAAAAUGAACGCUAAGAAAAACGAACGACGUUUCGGAGCCAUUACGUCGCCAUUAUCGCAACGACGUUACACACGGACAACAGGAACUAGGAACAUUAACACUUUUUUUCAACACGAAGAAAGUCCUAUGUGUACAUCCUCAGCUCUGACACUCAAGCUACGACUUGACAACCGCGAGGUCCCUAAAACCAACUUACAGAUGCGCAAUACAAUAGACCUAAUUAAAUUAUUCUCUCAUGACAGCCAUUAUCAAGUUCAAAAUGAUUUUUGCUUCUGAAAACGGCGAGUAUUAUUUCUGUCAGUUUACUUUGGCAGCACUUCACAUACGCUAAACUGAUCUUGCAGAAAAACUAGAAAGGUGGUGCAGUAUUCUUAUAAUGGUUUCUGGGUCAUAAGAUUACAAAACAGACUUCUUGAUGGAAUGUACUACAGGAAAUCAACGACGUAAUAGACAUCACAUUAUUUUUACAAAUUUCACAAUUAAAUAUUAUAAACUGAAUUCGAGACAUUAGAUAUAUCACAAUCCAUUUUUUUAAACAAGAAUAUGAAUUAAUUUACGGAGUGUUUUAUAUGUUAGUUUCGUCAUGUUGUUAACCGAAAGCAGGGCAUAUGUUUUUUUUCGACGCCUCAACUGAAUUUCCCGCAAAAGUCGUCUAAGCAACGAGCACAGAAAUUCCAUACUGAUGACGUAACACUGUCCAGAUCUAAUAUGGACUUCUGAUUGGUCGUGCCGCAAUGACGUCCGUAUGGAAUUUCUGCGCUCUCUCCAUAAGGUGACGUUACACGGGACGAUUCGCAACGACGAUUUUUAACGCAACACAGCGUCACAACAUUGGAACAAUGUUAAUACUAUUCGAAACAAUGUCACAGCAAUGUUGCAACGCCUUGUUGCGCUGAAAAUCGUCAUUACGUCAUUUCGAGGGCAUACCAUUGAUGGAGACACGAAACGUUGGCUUUUUCACAGGCUAACUUAUCCUAACAUCAAUACAGAGAGUUACAGUAACAUUUCUUUUAUCGUCUGUUCACCAGACACAAUAACGUCACCUACACUUCACUGAUCAAAGUAGACAAUGGAAGGCGGACUUACCACAUCUCAGAUUACCAACUGCACUCUUUCCAUCUUUGGAAUCUUUGGCAACACGCUGACCAUUCUAGUGUUUGCCCGUGACAAAAAGCUGUUGAAAAAGUCCCACAACGUUUUUAUCCUUUGCCUUGCCAUAGCAGAUGUGCUAACCUCCAUUCUCCUGCUCACAAGCCCGGUCAUGGGGCUUGGUGACUUUAUUCCUCGUCCAACCAAUAGAGUUCUGGGUGAGAUCUUCUGUCGAGUUUUCUGGAGCCGAGUGUUUAUCUUUCAGCUCGUGUUUUUUUCCGUAUACAUCACAUUGUUGUUAACAAUAGAGCGGUGGGUUGCGGUCUUAAAGCCUUCUAAAUAUCACAUGGCCUUCAAGGGAAAGCGAGUUGCUGGAUACAUCAUGAUCUGUUGGAUCUGGUCGUUCAUUCUCAAUGGGACGGGAUUACUUGAUGCGAACUAUGAACCAAAUUCUUCCUCCAAUGACAUCUGCGUAUUCAGAUUCAUUUCGUCAGGCUCUUUUUUCCGCACAUCCAAAUCUGUAUUCAUUAUGUUCUUCAAGAUGUUCUUUCCGUCUCUUUCUAUGAUUGGACUCUACGUACAUAUGAUCGUGGCCACGAAUAACUCCCCAGUUGCAUCAGCCGCGAGCAAGGCCAAACUACGAGGAAAGAUGACAAGAAUGGUCGGUAUUAUGACCUUUAUUUUACUCGUGUGUUUCUCUCCAAACCAAUUUUUUUAUACCUUUGUGGUUGCGGGGAAAGAACAGGUAGAUUCUCUACUCCACCAUUUAACAGCAUUUCUCCUCUUCACCACCAUCUGCGUUAAUCCAUUCAUUUAUGGAAUCAGCAACUCUAAUUAUCGCCAGCGCUACAAGAAGCUUCUAUUUUCCGUAUGUUUCAAACGG